AUGAGUAACAGAUCUAAGCUUCAACCUGCUGCUCGGGUCGCUGCACAAAAGCAAGAUGUUUGGUCAAUUGUCAAUGAGGGUGCUGCCGCCUCUCCCAAACAACCCAUUGUAAACAUGGGCCAAGGGUUUUUUGGAUAUAAUCCUCCUAAGUUUAUUCUCGAUGCCGCCAAGGCAGCUCUUGAUAAGGUAGAAUGCAACCAAUAUUCGCCAACGAAGGGCCGCCCCCGUCUCAAGCAAGCAAUUGCAGACUCAUACUCGCCCUUGUGGGGAAGAAAGCUGGACCCAGAGACGGAGAUCACCAUCACAACGGGUGCAAACGAAGGCAUGCUUAGUGCCUUCAUGGGUUUCAUCGAAGAAGGAGACGAGGUUAUAAUAUUUGAGCCAUUCUUUGACCAAUACAUCAGCAACAUAGAAAUGCCAGGUGGAAAGAUCCGUUACGUACCUCUACAUCCACCUGAAAAAGGAGCGACUCAAAAUACUUCUGCGGGCGAAUGGACAAUAGACUUUGCCGAGCUCGAGGCAGCCAUCACACCUAAGACGAAGAUGAUCGUUCUAAACACACCCCACAAUCCGGUUGGAAAGGUCUUCUCAAAAGAGGAAUUGCUUAAGAUUGGAGAACUUUGCGUUAAGAACGACAUUAUCAUUCUCUCCGACGAAGUAUAUGACAGACUCUACUAUACGCCAUUUACCAGAAUCGCAACGUUAUCUCCAGAAAUCGAGAGACUUACACUUACAGUUGGGUCUGCGGGGAAGAACUUUUACGCUACUGGAUGGCGUGUUGGUUGGUUGAUCGGACCACCACACCUGAUCCAAUAUGUUGCAGCAGCACAUACACGAAUCUGCUAUUCUUCUGUGUCUCCCUUACAAGAAGCUGCGGCUGUUGGGUUUGAAGAAGCUGAUGCCAACAACUUUUGGGAGUCGGCGGUAACGGAGAUGAAGGGUAAGAUGAAUCUAUUCAACAAAAUUUGGAAAGAAUUGGAUCUUCCUUUCUCCGAUCCCGAGGGAGGUUAUUUCGUUCUGGUGAACAUGAAGAAGGUCAAGAUUCCAUCGGACUAUCCAUUUCCCGAUCACGUUAAGGAUCGUCCAAGAGAUUUUAGAUUAAGUUGGUUUUUGAUACAGGAGGUUGGCGUAGCUGCUAUUCCUCCAACCGAGUUUUACACAGAUGAGAAUGCUCAUAUUGGUGAGGACUGGCUACGGUUUGCGGUAUGCAAAGAGGAUAAAGUACUUGAAUCCGCAAAGGAGAGGUUAAGGGACCUGAAAAAGCCCCCUAUGGUAAUGGAUACUGAUAAUAUCAAGGUAACAUUCCAAAGUAAUGUCUUUAGAGAGUAUUGCUUGUACAUUCUGGACCUUACGGGCAAGUCAAAUAAACAAUUGUCACCGUCACUUCAUAUGGAUUCUACCAUCUCCAGUUCCAAAAUCAUGCAGACAGUCAAAAACACCAUCGCCGAGAACUUCGGUAGCACACACUUCCUUGCAAAGCCAGAGCACCAAUUCACCCUCGAGGAUUGCCCUGACCAAAGUGGAAAAGUAGCAGUCAUCACCGGUGGCAGUGAAGGUAUCGGCUAUGGUUGUGCACACACCCUUCUAAAAAACAAUCUCGCGAAGCUUUUUAUCAUUGCUGUAUCCCAGGAAGUCUACGAUGGUGCUGUAGAAGAUAUUUCCAAGACUAUCUCACCCGAGGCAGCUCAAAAAUGUACAUUUCUUAAGUGUGAUAUGUCCGAUUGGCCGGCUGUCUGCAAGGUUGCUCAAACAAUAUCCGACAGCACAGAUAGAAUCGAUAUCUUGUGCAAUCUUGCUGCGCGAGGUAUCAUGACAUAUCAACUUACCGACUAUGGUCUCGAUAGACAUAUGGCUGUCAAUCAUUUUGGCCACGUUGUUCUCACUAGUCAUUUGAUGCCAAUCCUCAAGAAAACAGCAGAGGCUGGACAUACUGUCAGAAUCGCCAACAUGGCAUCAAAUGCUCAUGCAGCUACACCUAGCGAUUGCAAGUUCGCAAGUCAGGAUGAAUUGAAUACUGAUUUGGGACCAAAUGGACAAUACGGGAGAUCCAAGUUAGCCGCUAUGCUUUAUUCUCGCUACUUGGCUCGUCAUCUCACUUCCAAAUAUCCUAAAAUCUUGGUCAACUCUAUGCAUCCAGGAUUUGUCGAUACAAAGAUGUCGCAGGUUGAUAUUCAUGAACCGUAUCCAACGCUUGGGUAUGGUAUGUCUGUCCUGAUGAAGCCCUUAAAGAAGGAUCAGUGGGAUGGCUGUAUCAGUACCCUAUUCGCCAGUACUGCAGUCGAAGAAAGUGGAUUGUAUAUUUGUCCGCCAGCUAUCCCGGAGCCGGGAAGCUCUUUAUCACAAGACGAGGAGUUGGGCGAGCAAUUGAUGAAGUUGACAAAGGAGAUCAUCGUUGGUAAAAUGCCCAAGAAGAGUGUCGAUCAGGGAUGCCCACUUCAUCUUUAUUGA
This is a messenger RNA of Sclerotinia borealis F-4128, 2448 nucleotides long. The record is from the annotation of a GenBank genome assembly. NCBI's taxonomy places the organism in Eukaryota, Fungi, Ascomycota, Leotiomycetes, Helotiales, Sclerotiniaceae.